Hyaloscypha bicolor E is the source of this 1314-nucleotide messenger RNA. RefSeq lists its product as uncharacterized. Lineage: Eukaryota; Fungi; Ascomycota; Leotiomycetes; Helotiales; Hyaloscyphaceae. The record is from RefSeq and is a predicted model, not a curated record. The coding region runs from base 129 to 1196 and encodes 355 amino acids. The transcript has a single exon.
UGAAGCCUUCACAACUUCAUUUCGUUUGACUAACUGGUGGGCAGGAAUACUGGGAGCUUUUCAACCAAACAAAGCGCAUCCUCCGACAAUCUGUUGAGUUCUACCUGCUUGAGAGACUUUGCUCGCAGAUGGCGUCAGGUGACAUGAUCCCACCCUUCGACCCCUCGAGCUCAACACCAAAUACUUUGGUCCUCGUCGAUCUCAAGGAUGAUAUCGAAAGUCUCCUACGACGGUUCGAAAAGAUCUGUGCUGGAAGAGCAAAACUGACAGGGUUCGCACAACUGGCCUGCUUUUACGCAAUACUGGUUUUGGGGAUUGCCAAGUCGAUCCUGAUUGAUGCUUAUUCCAUUCGUGCCGACUACGAAGACCCAAAUCCUUGGGAGGAGGAAGAUGCGGUUAGGAUUACGAGUGCAUAUAAAGCUCUCGUCAGCGUGUUCUGCUGGUCAUCAAAAUCAGAUGUUGUACUGGACCCGGAGAUUGAUCAGGACGAUGAGCUGGGAGCUGCUUUGCUGGAAACACGAGCAAUGGUACAAAGCGCGAAAUGGGAAGAACGAGGGUUCAGAGGGAUGAAAGAGUUCCUUCUCAGUCUCGGAUCGUGCUUCUUCGCUGAUGGGGCCUACAAUGGCUUCUUUAUGCAGAAAUUCGGCCGUGAACGAAUCCCGAGAACCUUGUCCAAGGGAGCCAUUUCGGUUAACGGAAACAGCGAGCGUCGAAUUAGUCACAUUAAAUCGAGGGAAUCUGGAACACCACACCAGGAGAGACACACCAGUGAUGAGGUAAGGCAGGCACCCACCGUCCAUGUUUUCAGCGUCGCGCAGGAGCAAGAUUCCUUUCCUCGAUUUGAUGGAACCAGGCAGCAUGAUUCGGUUUCGCUCUUCACACCUUCCCCAUCAAAGAAUCAAUUCCAAGAUGUCCUUCGCGAGUCGGCAAAUGGUGCUGCUCAUCGGCCCUCUAACUCUGGAAAUUCAUCCACGUUUACAUUUGUGGCUCAUGAUGAAAGUGACGGACACACUGCGGGUCGAGGUCAAAGCCGGCGUAAAGGGGCACUGGACGCUGAGACCUUGAGAAAGGCAAGAGAGGUCAGGAAGCUAGGAGCUUGCUGGAAUUGCUGGGUGAUGAAAAUACCGGUAAAUACCUGCUACCGAUAUCGACUUUGUCUGACGAUGAAUGUAGUGCUCGGAAGGAUCAACUUGUGAUCGUUGCAGGAAGAAAUCUAGCAGUCCAGUGUAUCGACUCUGCAACAGAAAUCCUUUCACAGCUUACGGCGACCUCCUCUUCCCUGGUAUGUCCCCUUGAAGCUCGACGUGCAAUUGU